Rosa chinensis is the source of this 3571-nucleotide messenger RNA. Its product is annotated as kinesin-like protein KIN-7E. Bases 303 to 3455 code for a protein of 1050 amino acids. Lineage: Eukaryota; Viridiplantae; Streptophyta; Magnoliopsida; Rosales; Rosaceae. The transcript is spliced from 11 exons. The record is from RefSeq and is a predicted model, not a curated record. Gene Ontology annotation, biological process: microtubule-based movement. Gene Ontology annotation, molecular function: microtubule motor activity; microtubule binding; ATP binding.
GCGCUUGACAUUCUGUUCCAAACUGCAUAGCCUAUUUUCAAUCUCAAGAUGCUUUUAUUUUGAAGUUAAUUGAUCACACAACAAGGAAAGCCUGGAAAAUAGAAGAAAAAGAAAAAGAAAAAAAAGAAGAAACUAGAAGACGAUCAGAUAAGGAUUUCGAAUGCGAAUUGAAAGUAGAGAACCUGCGCAUUGGGAGAAGAUCAUCUGUUUGAGCAUCAGGGAGAGGAAAACUGGGAAAUCUGAAGCUGCUAGGGCUUUAUAUACUGCUUCUUGUUUGUUCCGAAAGAAGAACCGGAGAGACAAUGGCGACGGAGGAGGCUGUGAAUGAAGAGAAGAUUCUUGUUUCGGUUAGGGUGAGACCAUUGAAUGACAAGGAAAAGGCAAAGAAUGACGUUUCCGAUUGGGAAUGCUUCAACAACACAGUCAUGUACAACAGCAACCAACCUGAUCGGGCCUCCUCUCCCUCUGCUUAUUCCUUUGAUAGAGUAUUUGGUUUCGACUCUUCUACGAAGCAUGUGUAUGAAGAGGCAGCUAAGGAGGUUGCUCUUUCAGUCGUCAACGGCAUCAACUCAACCAUUUUCGCCUAUGGACAAACAAGCAGCGGAAAGACGUAUACCAUGAAUGGGGUGACCGAAUUUGCUGUUACAGAUAUAUAUGAUCACAUGGGGGGACAAAGUGACCGUGAAUUCGUGUUGAAGUUCUCUGCCAUGGAGAUAUAUAAUGAAGCUGUCAGAGAUCUCCUCAGCUCCGAGAAUGUUCAACUUAGGCUGCUAGAUGAUCCAGAGAAAGGUACAGUUGUCGAGAAGCUUUCAGAGGAGGUACUGAGAGACCGGAACCACCUGGAGGAGCUUCUUUCCCUCUGCGCAGCACAAAGGAAGAUAGGAGAGACCUCUUUGAAUGAAACUAGUUCAAGAUCUCAUCAAAUUUUGCGACUGACAAUUGAAAGUACUUCCAAACAAUUAGAAGGCCUUCAAAGUUCAGGCACUCUCGCUGCCACUGUGAAUUUUGUUGAUCUUGCGGGCAGCGAGCGUGUCGCUCAGGCAUUAUCAGCUGGUGCAAGAUUGAAAGAAGGUUGUCACAUAAAUAGAAGUUUACUGACCCUGGGAACUGUAAUACGCAAAUUAAGCACGGGAAGAAAUGGACACAUACCUUACAGAGAUUCCAAGCUAACACGCAUACUGCAAAAUUCUUUGGGAGGUAACGCUAGGACAGCCAUCAUUUGCACCAUGAGCCCUGCACGAAGUCAUGUUGAGCAAUCAAAAAACACCCUGUUCUUUGCAAGUUGUGCAAAAGAGGUUACUACAAAUGCAAAGGUCAAUGUGGUAAGGUCAGAUAAGGCACUGGUAAAGCAAUUGCAGCAACAAUUGGCUAAAAUGGAAAACGCAUUGAAGAGCUUAGCAACAAAUUCUAUGAAAGAGAAGGAACUUUUGUUGCAACAGAUGGAUAAAGAAAUAAAAGAAUUGACUAAGCAACGUGAUUUUGCUCAAUCUCGGGUUCAAAAUUUGCUACAAUCAGUUGAAGAAGGCCAGGCUAGAAUAGUUGAAAAUUCAGGAUUGGAGUCAUCAGACAAGGGUGUAAAAGCAUGCACUCCACUAGAUAGUACUGACAGACCUAGUUGUUCCUCGAAUUCCAGCAAGCACUUCCAACGGAUUUCUGAGAUUUCUGAGGAAAAUUUUCUGCUGGAUGGUAGCGCUCCAAAGUUUGAAGCUUGGGAGGAUAUUGCAGAAAGAUCUCAAGCAGAAGACAAAGAUAUUGCACAAAGCUCUCAUGCAGAACCUGAAGACAAUGCACGAAGAUCUCACGUAAAAGCUCAAGAUAUUGCUUUGUGCAAUGACACUGCACAAGAGCAUCUUACAGAACCUGAAGAUGUCUGCAAGGAGAUUAGAUGCAUUGAUCAAAUGGAAGAACCAAGCAUGGACAAGAGUAAAAUAUUCGUGGAUGAAGAAGCAGGUUCAUCAUCGCAGCAGAAGGAAGAUGCCGAGUUGAGAAAUGCUAGUGAAGAGUAUGAAGCGUUGCAGAGGAAAAUACAUGAUUUGCAAAUGACAAUUAACACUCUUGUGACUCUUAAUGGCCCUCUGGAUCAAUCUCCUUGUUCCACUGAAUCCAGCCCUGUAAGCUUAAGCUUCUCCAGAAGUAGAAGUGCCAGGGCAGUUCUCCUAAGUUCUCUAUCUCCAGGUAAGGAGACGGUACAAAACGAGCCUGCAACGCCUACGUUCAAAUCAAAGCAUGGUAUCAACAUUGAAAGGUUACACAAAGAAGAUGUUCAAGCUCCUGUCGUGAGAGCUACCACGAAUACAGAUGAAACUAGAGAACCUGAGGCAGAGGAGGACUUACCUGAUAAAACACAAGAAGUCUCUCAGCACAAGGUGUCUAGACCGAAGCAUGGAAUGCUUACCCAAAAAGAUUCUGUGGUGAGAGCUAUCACAAAUACAGAUGAAACUAGAAAGCCUGAGGUAGAGGACUUACCUGAUAAAAGACAAGAAGUCUCUCAGCGCAAGGUGUCUAAACUGAAGCAUAGAAAGCUUACCCGAAGAGAUUCUGGUCGAGAAUCUCUUUUGAGUGUUCAAGUGGAGGCAGAGGACCGAGAGCCUGAUGAGGAGGAUGUUGUGGAGGAGUUACCUAGAGGUUCAAAAGGCUUGCGAUGGAUGCUCUUCAAAUCAAAGCAGCCUGGUUCUAAAUCAGUGAUGAGUUCAUCUGUGAUGAGUUCUAAAUCAGCUUCUGUUUUGAGUGCUCCGGUGGCUUGGAAAGUUAUCCAGAACUAUUCGGAGUCAGAUUUGGAGGAUAAUGUCAGUGUUCUCAAUUUUGAUGAGGAACAUAAGAAAGACAGAUAUGAAAAGCACGGACGAUCAUCGAGGAGGCCUGGCAGUCUGGAUACAUCAGUACAACGAGCAUUGAGAAACAACUCUGACUGGCGGUCUGAAUUUGAAAGACAGAGGGGAUUAAUAAUCGAACUCUGGGAUGCUUGCUAUGUGCCACUGGUCCACAGAUCCCAUUUCUUCCUCCUUUACAAAGGAGAUCCAUCUGACUUUCUGUACUUGGAGGUAGAGCUUAGAAGAAUGACCGCUCUAAAGGAAACAUUCUCCGAUGGAAGUAAUCGAAGUACUGUGAGUGAUCGUCAGGCUCUCACGCCAGCUUCAAGUAUGAAGGCUCUUAAGAAAGAGAGGGAAAUGUUAAGUAAGAAAGUGCAUAAGAGAUUCCCAAGAAAAGAUAGAGAGAGGCUUUACCAGAAGUGGGGGAUUAGACUGAACACGAAGGAAAGGAGCCUACAGUUGACAAACUACCUAUGGACGAGCACAAUGGACAUGAGACACAUAAGGGAGAGUGCUGCACUUGUUGCAAAGUUGAUUGACCUUGCAGAGCCACUUCAGGCUCCCAAGGAGAUACUUGGACUCAGCUUCUUAUCCCGACCGGUUCCCAAGAAAUCUUCUUUCUGGGACUCCAUGUCUACCCUAUAGAACUAUUUGCUCCACGUAGAACAAGAUGACUGUAGACAUAGCUCAGCUCGAACAGAGACUCUGAUUGUAAACUACAUGGCAAUCUAUAAUUUUACUAUGAUUAUUUGAUACCUCAA